Messenger RNA from Ananas comosus (pineapple), 1567 nucleotides. RefSeq names its product PHD finger protein ALFIN-LIKE 8-like. Bases 267 to 1031 code for a protein of 254 amino acids. NCBI's taxonomy places the organism in Eukaryota, Viridiplantae, Streptophyta, Magnoliopsida, Poales, Bromeliaceae. The transcript is spliced from 5 exons. Gene Ontology annotation, cellular component: nucleus. Gene Ontology annotation, biological process: regulation of DNA-templated transcription. Gene Ontology annotation, molecular function: histone binding; transcription coregulator activity; transcription cis-regulatory region binding. The record is from RefSeq and is a predicted model, not a curated record.
GAGAAAACCUUCGUUCAAAACCCUCUUCUUUCCUUUUUUUAUUUUUUAUUUUCUUCUCGAACCCCUCUCCCGUCCAAAUCUCUCGUCGCCUGCUUCCUCUCGCCCUUCGCCGGAGGGGCCUCAACGUCUCCCACCGCCCCAUGCCCUAACCCUAGUUCCACGAUUUCCUCUCUCUUCGUGCUCUCUUAGGCGCCAUUAGAGCUCGGCGAAGCUCCUCUCUCUCUCUUGCGCGCGCGCGUUGUGAUCGGUCCCGAACGCUGUGGGAUAUGGAUGGGGGUGGGGGCUAUAAUCCGCGUACGCCUGAGGAGGUAUUCAGGGAUUUUAGAGCUAGGAGGGCCGGAAUAAUCAAAGCCCUAACCACUGAUGUCGAGAAAUUCCACCAACAGUGCGACCCAGAGAAGGAGAAUUUAUGUCUGUAUGGACAUCCCAAUGAGACUUGGGAAGUGAACUUGCCUGCGGAGGAAGUGCCGCCUGAACUCCCAGAGCCGGCAUUAGGUAUAAAUUUUGCUCGUGAUGGAAUGGAGGAGAAGGAUUGGUUAUCAUUGGUAGCAGUUCAUAGCGAUGCGUGGCUAUUGGCUGUUGCCUUUUACUUUGGAGCGCGCUUCGGAUUCGAUAAGGAAUCCAGGAAGCGGUUGUUUACCAUGAUUAAUGGUCUUCCCACUAUAUAUGAGGUUGUGACAGGAACUGCGAAGAAGCAAUCAAAAGAAAAAACCCCUAAUAGCAGCAUCAAGAACACCAAAUCAGGCUCCAAACCGUCACGGAACUCCGAAUCCCAUACUAAGGCCUCAAAGAUGCCUCCAAAAGAGGACGAAGAGAGUGAAGGAGGUGAGGGCGAGGGAGGCGAGGAAGAGCACGGGAACACUCUGUGUGGCGCCUGUGGGGACAAUUACGCGAAUGAUGAGUUCUGGAUUUGCUGUGAUGUGUGUGAGAAAUGGUUCCAUGGCAAGUGCGUUAAGAUCACUCCUGCCAGAGCUGAGCACAUCAAACAGUACAAAUGUCCUGGUUGCAGUAACAAGAGGGCUAGGACAUGAAGGUUUUUGAAAGCUCGUGGUCGGCCUUAAAGAUGAAGUCGUCGGAAAUGUCAGAAAGGGAGACUAUUUUCGAUGCAGCUGAUAACCGGUUUAAAGUUUAGUUUUAUGUCUUACUGGAUGUCUAAUCUUUGUUAAUUAUUGGUGUCUAUUUGGCUUGUGACUUCUCAGUUUUAACAUAUUGUAGCAGAUAGUGAAGUUUUUCAGCUUUCUUAGUCCGCGCUUUGUGAUGUGGUGGCAGAUAUGAACGCAUCAGGUCAUAAAAGCAUGGUUCAUGUUUUCAAUUUAGAAUACCAGGUACUUUUCUAACUUUGUGGAGUUACUCAAAUUAGCCCUUAAUGGAGUGCAUUUCACUGCAUCUUUUUCUUCUACUUCGGCCCUAAUGGCUUUAGCAGCAGUGUGUAGUGUUGUCAGCUGGGAAUUGAGUGGUGUAUAUCAAUUAGUCUGGUAAUGUGUUGGUAUAUACUAUACACUCGACUGUUUUCCUGAACUUAAAAUGUGCUCUUAAUUAAUAGAGAGGAUGAGAUAUAUUGAAAGAA